AAUAAAGUACAGGACGCUAAACUGAACUGAAUACAGAUUACAUUUUAGUGGAAAGUCAUGUAAACUUUUAUUAAAGGUGAAUGUGAAGUGCUGGUGAACAGUGUAGUGAAGCGGGACUGAGAGAAUAAUGAUGGACGGGGUGCAGUUUGAAAGUGUGUGUGGAGCAGUGGAGUUACUCGCUGUUUAGUUCAUGUUGGUGUGUAACACUCGGGUCGGGACCUGCUGUUUAUUUAUGCAAUUUAUGCCACACACGGUUCUGUUUAUAUAUUUACAUUUAUAAAACACUGUAAACAAACUGAAGCCGCUCCGUUUCCACUAGUGUAAACUUGGGUGCAGUUUCGACUUUAGCGCACGGAUUUACUGAACCGGGAUGUUUCACUGUAUCCCACUGUGGCGGUGUAACCGUCACGUCGAGUCCAUCGACCGGCGCCACUGCUCGCUGCUUUAUGUACCCGAUGAGAUUUACCGCUACAGCCGAAGCCUGGAGGAACUGCUGCUGGAUGCCAACCAGCUCCGAGAUCUGCCCAAGCCAUUCUUCCAGCUGACAAAGUUAAGAAAGCUUGGACUAAGUGACAACGAGAUACAAAGACUUCCUCCAGAGAUCGCCAACUUCAUGCAGCUCGUGGAGUUCGAUGUUUCACGAAACGACAUUAUGGAGCUUCCCGAAAGCAUUUCCUUUUGCAAAGCUCUUCAAGUAGCAGACUUUAGUGGAAACCCUUUGACAAGGUUGCCAGAGAGUUUUGCUGAAUUACGGAAUCUAGCAUGCCUUUCCAUCAACGACAUUUCGUUACAUGCACUUCCUGAAAACAUUGGAAACCUCUGUAACUUGGCAUCACUGGAGCUCCGUGAAAACCUGUUGACAUAUUUACCUGAAUCUCUUUCACAGCUACACAGACUUGAAGAACUCGAUGUGGGUAACAAUGAGCUGUAUAGUCUGCCCGAGACAAUUGGAUGUCUUGUGAACCUAAAGGACUUGUGGUUGGAUGGAAACCAGCUGUCUGAAAUACCAGCGGAAAUAGGCAACUUAAAAAACCUCCUCUGUCUGGAUGUGUCGGAGAACAAGCUUGAGCAUCUCCCAGAGGAAUUAGCUUGCCUGGUCUCUCUUACUGAUCUGCUCGUGUCUCAGAACCUCAUUGAUGCUUUGCCAGACGACAUAGGAAAAUUAAAACAUCUUUCAAUACUAAAAGCGGACCAGAACCGCCUGCUCCAGCUGCCUGUGAGCAUCGGUGACUGUGAAAGCCUGACAGAACUGGUGUUGACUGAGAACCAGCUGCUGAGCCUGCCAAAAAGUAUUGGUAAACUAAAGAAACUCUCAAACUUCAACUGUGACAGGAAUCGCCUGACAUCUUUGCCCAAGGAGAUUGGAGGCUGCAGUAGUUUAAACGUACUGUGUGUUAGAGACAACCGUCUGACGCACAUCCCCGCUGAACUCUCACAGGCUACAGAGCUGCAUGUUUUUGAUGUGUCUGGAAACAGACUGACUUAUCUGCCCAUGUCUCUUACCACACUGAGGCUCAAGGCUUUGUGGCUGUCAGAGAAUCAGUCUCAGCCGUUGCUUACCUUCCAGACAGACGUUGAUCCUGACUCGGGGGAGAAAGUGCUCACUUGUGUUCUUCUUCCUCAGCAGCCCUGCGAGUCUGAAAAAGGUUCAGACAACCUGGCACGGUGUGGCGCUCUCGAGAGUCUGGUAAAUGACAUGGCCGAUGACACAUGGGACAACAAAGCCCUGAACAGAAUGAGCACCAUUCGGUUCAUGGAGGAUGAUGAUGAAGAGGAUGAUGAAAAGGGAACGCUGCUGAGACGGGCCACACCACACCCCGGUGAGUUGAGGACAAUGAAGAAGGUAGUGGAGAACCUCCGCAAUGACCUGAAUGCUGCCAAAGGCCUGGACUCUAACAAAAACGAGGUCAAUAACGCUAACACUGUGGACCGAGUAACCACGUCCGUGUGACCACUCGCUUUUACCUCAGAGAUGACCCAGUUCCCAUCGUGUUCUUCCCUUGCACCCUCAGCCUUCCCCCUUUUGCAGUUUUUCCUGGAAUGUGACUCUCCUUUCACUGUGCUGGGUCUGUUUUUCUCCUUUACCUCCUCUAAUCUCCAAGUGGGGAAUGACUCCAAAAAUAAGUGCCUUCUUGUUUUUAUUUCUUCAGAGCAUCAAUUUAUUGGUAUGUUUUUAAAUCCGGCUCUGAUUGGAUUUUUAUUUUUCACGUAAAUACUUUGAUGCACUACAUUAAGUCUUACACUACAGUUAAUUUCCAAAUCUCGACAGAUGUAAUAAGUAUACACAUCCUAUAUUCUCUUUUUUAUUUUUUUAUGUUUGAAACACUGGGUGGAUGCUUCUUUUUCUCUCCAAUUGUUCAGGAUUCUUUGAACCCGUUGGACCUACUGCUUUUAAAGUUGUAUAGAUCUUUGUGAAUAUUGAUAGUUUUUGUACCCGAGGCAGCUCAGAUGGUGUUAUGUUUGGAGGUAAAAUCGAUGUAAAGCAAGUUUUAAUCAACAGUUUUUACUUCAGCAAAAACGUGGUUUUAUACAAAACAUUUGAACAAAACAUUUUUUAAUUUCUUAUACAACAGAUUAUACACUAUCUUAUAUAACAGAUGACCACUGCGUAUUUAAAACCUUUCAGGUGGGUGUGUUCUUUUCUUAAACCAAUGAUUAUGAAUAAAGAUGUUUUAUUGUUUUAAAGUAAGCAAGGGCUUCACAUACAGCAGCACUAAACAUUCAUUUUCUACAACUGGAAUUAGAGAUGCAUCACCCUGUCACCAGCACUACCUUUGAAUGUUAUUGCUGCUUUGAGCAAGUUUGGUACAAUAAAUCCUGUGGGUGUCGUUUUAAUCAUAGAUUACUGGUUUAGGGUGGUUUUAUUUAGGUGCAUUUUCUGACAAAAAAAAAAAACAUACAGUGCACUUUUUCUGAACUUUAAUUGUAUUUUGUUUAUUCUUCCAAUGGUACACUACAUAAUACAGUUUGUGUUUUUUCUAUUGCUACAAAGAGACCAAGAUUUUAAAUGCUGAUUUUUAGAGAAAUCUUUUUAUUAUUUUUUAUUAUGAUUUUUGCCUGUGAUAAAGCUGCACAGAAAAAAAAAAACUCAAACAGGUCCGGGCCUAUAUUCUUACGACUUUUAACCACUGAUGCAAUAAAAUGAUUAAAUGAAA
Trichomycterus rosablanca is the source of this 3155-nucleotide messenger RNA. It is a transcript of the gene lrrc1, whose product is annotated as leucine rich repeat containing 1. Gene Ontology annotation, molecular function: protein binding. Lineage: Eukaryota; Metazoa; Chordata; Actinopteri; Siluriformes; Trichomycteridae. Gene Ontology annotation, biological process: establishment or maintenance of epithelial cell apical/basal polarity; embryo development; receptor clustering. Bases 371 to 1951 code for a protein of 526 amino acids. Gene Ontology annotation, cellular component: postsynaptic membrane; postsynaptic density; adherens junction. The transcript is spliced from 14 exons. The record is from RefSeq and is a predicted model, not a curated record.